GUUCGAGUCAACUAUGCCAGAAGCUGUCGAUGCGAUAUGUAACUCGCAUUACGUAGAUGACUACAUAGACAGUUUUGCAGACGAAGCCUCGGCCAUCAAAAUGGUAAGAAAUAUAAAUUCUAUUCACAGUGCCGGCGGUUUCGAGAUGAGAAACUGGACUAGCAACAGUGUCUCAGUUUUAAAUAGUCUGCCAAAUCAAACCUUAGGGACUGCGGCCGUAAGGUUUAAAGUCGAUCAGCAGCAACAAGGUGAGCGUACUCUCGGGCUAAUAUGGUACCCAGCCGAUGAUAAGUUGACAUUCGACUUAUCAUUAAAACGGAUUCCCGAAAGUAUUGUCAACGGUGAUGAGCGUCCUACAAAGCGUCUUAUGCUUAGGGUAAUAAUGUCUAUUUUCGACAUUUUAGGAUUCUUAUCUCCUUUUACCAUUCAGGGUCGAAUAAUGCUGCAGGAUACCUGGCGGUUAAAUAUAGACUGGAAUGAUUACAUUCCGGAUGCUAUUUACAACAAGUGGCGAAAAUGGAUUGACCUACUUAAGGUAAUUAGCGACAUACGUAUACCAAGGUGCUAUCAAUCAGCUGUUCGCAAUCACAGCCACGGAGAUGCCGAGUCUCCAUCUGUGCGAGUAAGCGAGACAGCAGAUCACCGGAGCGCAGCAUCUGCUGGUACCCCGAGCGCGACGUUGCCGCUAUCGACGUACGCGCCUGGCAACGGUGCGCCUACGUCAUGCGCUACGAAGGCCUACGAAUCCGUAGCAGGAGCUACAAGCGCUACGCGCACGGCAAAGGUAGGUUAUAACAACUUACAAUUGCAUGUUUUUUGUGAUAGUAGUACUCGGGCUAUGUGUACUGUAGCUUAUUGGCGUUGGCAGAUAAAUGGUAGUAUUAAAGUUGCCUUUAUUGCCAGUAAAUGUAAGGUUAUGCCUGUAAAGCCAUUGACAAUACCUAAGGCCGAGUUACAAGCUGCACUAUUAGCCGCAAGGCUGGCUAAUACGAUAGGUAAGGAGCACAAGAUAGUUCCCGAGCGGCGUUACUUUUGGUGCGACAGUUCGACUGUCUUGCACUGGGUGCGUAACAAUAUGCGCUCAUAUAAAACGUUCGAAGCGAACCGGUUGGGCGAGAUCGAUGAGUUAUCCCGCGUAGACGAGUGGAAUUAUAUACCUACAAAGCUAAAUGUAGCGGAUUUAGCUACGCGGGAGAGUUUCGAUCACGCUCAACUAGAUAAAUGGUUCGCGGGUCCGAAUUUUUUAUAUGAAGACGUAUCCUUGUGGCCAAAAGAUGUGAUUUUGUCACAGUCAGACGCCGCGUCGCCUGAAUGUGUUGCUGUCGUACAUGAGGGUUCAAUUGGACUGGCUAUACCGGACCCAUUGCGGUUUUCUUCUUGGCUACGCUUGAAGCGGGCCACAGCUACGGUACUAGCGUUUAUCGACAGAUGUAAAGGUAUUCAUGGUCAAGUCGACUGCGGCACUAUGGAACGAGCUGAAAGAUUGCUUAUACAGCACGCACAGGCGGAGUCCUUCGGCGAAGAUAUCGUCAAUAUUAAUAAUGGUAAGCCAUUGCAACGCUCUAGUAGAUUGCUCUCUCUGUCGCCGGUGUUUGACGAACAUGGUCUGCUGCGAGUGAGCGGCCGCAUUGACGCUGUAACAGACGUACCUAUUGAUGUUAAGAGGCCUGUGAUACUCGAUGGUCGGCAUCAGGUGAGUAAGUUGAUCGUCCGAGAUUAUCACGUGAAGCUGGCGCACGGGAACCAAGAAACCAUAGUUAAUGAGGUAAAACAACGGUUCUGGAUCUUACGUCUAAGACCAACCGUUAAGUUCAUAGCAUCAUCCUGUAUGCUGUGCAGAAUCCGUAAGUGUCAACCGCGUAUUCCGCGAAUGGGGGACUUACCAAAGGCACGAAUGACACACCAUCAGCGUGCAUUCUCAUACUGCGGUUUAGACUUGUUCGGACCGAUGGAGGUCGUCGUGGGACGACGCCGCGAGAAGAGGUAUGGAGUUUUGUAUACUUGCCUGACGGUGCGUGCGAUCCACAUUGAGCUAGUCUCCUCUCUGACUUCGGACUCGCUGAUAAUGUCGCUGCGUCGGAUGGCGGCCAGGCGUGGCUGGCCAUCACACCUGUUCUCUGAUAACGGGACAAACCUGCGUGGCGCCUGUACUGAGCUGCAGCGAUCGAUGCAGGAACUGAACGCCGAAGAGCUGAAAAGCUACGGUGCCAACAAAGGUAUGGAGUGGACUUUUAUCCCUCCCGCUAGCCCCCAUUGGGGUGGGGCGUGGGAGAGGUUAAUCCGUAGUGUAAAAACGUCUCUCAAAGUAAUUUUAAAUGAGCGUGCACCACGGGACGAGGUGUUAAGUACGCUUAUGGCGGAAGUCGAGAAUAUAGUGAACAGUCGUCCCUUGAUGCACGUCUCUGUAGAAAAUGGAGGUGUGGAAUCACUCACACCGAACCAUUUCCUCCUUGGCACGUCGUCAAAUCUGCCUAUUAUCGGUUCCUUUGACGGCUCUGACCUGUACCUGCGGAAACAUUGGCGUACAGCUCAGCGGCUAACCGAUAUGUUCUGGCAGAGGUGGAUGAAGGAGAUCCUACCAGACCUCAUACCAAGAAGGAAAUGGCACGAAGAAAGGAAGCCGCUGCAAGUCGGCGACCUCGUCCUUGUUGUGGACCCGAACUCUCCUCGGAACAUGUGGCCAAAAGGUUUGGUCACUCAGGUGUUUGCCGGUAAGGACGGGCGCAUAAGGCUGGCGGAGGUGAAGACCAGGACUGGGACUUGGCGCCGGUCUGCGGCACGCAUCGCACCUAUCUCUUUAGCUGAUUAG
Molecule: messenger RNA, 2809 nt
Organism: Cydia splendana
Lineage: Eukaryota; Metazoa; Arthropoda; Insecta; Lepidoptera; Tortricidae
Exons: 1
Coding region: 14-2809 (931 amino acids)
Biological process (GO): DNA integration
Molecular function (GO): nucleic acid binding
Source: RefSeq, a predicted model, not a curated record